CCGAUGAGGGAAGGGAACGGGAUGGCGCAGCGGCAAUCGCCUUGUCCGAGUGUGGCGGGGCGUCGCCCUAUUGGCCAGUAGGAGGGCGGGGCCAGCGCCUGCGGCUGCCGGAAGGAAGGGUCACGUGGGCGGAAGCGGCGUAGAUGGCAGGGGCUGCGCAGGACGCGAUGGCGGUGAUGGUGGCGGCGGUGGAGAUGCGGCCUUGGCGGCGGCUGCUGCCCACGGCGCUGUGGGCGCGGCCGCGCCGCUGGCAGCACGAACGGGAGCCCGUCCGGUCCGACCAGCCAAUACAAAUGGAGAACCCCUAUAAAGAGCCUCCGAAAAGGUGUGUUUUAUGUGGAAUAAAUGUGGACUACAAGAAUGUGCAGCUUCUGUCCCAGUUUGUUUCUCCGCAUACUGGUUGCAUUUAUGGCAGGCACAUAACAGGCUUGUGCAACAAGAAGCAGAAGGAAGUUACAAAAGCCAUUAAAAGAGCUCAUAUAUUUGGAUUUAUGCCGGUUAUGUAUAAGAACCCAUCGUUUCUCACAGACCCCAAGAUAUGCAAUGUCAAGUAUCCAGAGUAAUAUACUGUGAAGAAAUAAACAAUAAAACUAUUGUGUUUA
Cuculus canorus (common cuckoo) is the source of this 602-nucleotide messenger RNA. It is a transcript of the gene MRPS18C, whose product is annotated as mitochondrial ribosomal protein S18C. Gene Ontology annotation, molecular function: small ribosomal subunit rRNA binding; structural constituent of ribosome. Gene Ontology annotation, biological process: mitochondrial translation. The record is from RefSeq and is a predicted model, not a curated record. The transcript has 6 exons. NCBI's taxonomy places the organism in Eukaryota, Metazoa, Chordata, Aves, Cuculiformes, Cuculidae. Gene Ontology annotation, cellular component: ribosome; mitochondrial small ribosomal subunit. Bases 144 to 563 code for a protein of 139 amino acids.